This is a messenger RNA of Misgurnus anguillicaudatus (oriental weatherfish), 2013 nucleotides long. It is a transcript of the gene letmd1, whose product is annotated as LETM1 domain containing 1. Gene Ontology annotation, cellular component: mitochondrial inner membrane. The record is from RefSeq and is a predicted model, not a curated record. Gene Ontology annotation, molecular function: ribosome binding. NCBI's taxonomy places the organism in Eukaryota, Metazoa, Chordata, Actinopteri, Cypriniformes, Cobitidae. Gene Ontology annotation, biological process: intracellular monoatomic cation homeostasis.
UACCUUGAGUCUGUAAUAAAGUUUGAUGAUGACAAAAUUCGUUCUGCACAGCCUACGCUUGAAGUCGAAAACCUAAGAUUUGCGUCAUUGCAGUAGCCAAUCACAGCGCAGCACUCUUAUUUCCUGAAGACGCCCAUGCGGAACUGUCAGGCAGCUGCUCAGUUCAAGAUGGCGCUGUCCUGUAGGGGUGUGUGCCGUGGGGUUUCAAUGAUCUUACUGUAUGGACAGCGAUCUGUGGGGGUCAAAGCUGCUCUGUGCACACCUAGAUUGACGUCUACACAAUCGAGCUAUAGUAGUUUGUGGUUGGCCAGACACUACUCACCUUCACAAGCGAGGCAUGGGAUCGGUCGAAGCAUUGUGUCCAGGCUUAAAAGGGUCAAUGAGAAGUAUGAGAGAUUCCUGCAACGACGCUUUCCUCGCUUUUAUGUUAUUUAUACCACCUUUUUUAGAGGGUUUCGGCUCCUGUUUCAAGAUGCCAAAGAAAUGCAAAGAAUUCAGACCCGGUUGCUCACCACCAACAUAGAUUAUAAGGAUCUGCCAUACCGUGAGUUGGAGAAACUCAGACAGUUCCGCAGAGAUUUAAUCAAAGCCAUUCCCUUAGUUGUCAUUUCGUUACCUCCAUUUGCCAACUAUUUUGUAUUUAUCCUCAUGUACUUUUAUCCUCGCCAGCUCCUGAUCAGGCACUUCUGGACCCCACAGCAGCUGGUGGAGUUUCAGGGAAUAUAUCAUAGUCAGAGAGCACAGCAUCACUGGGCUAUAGUUAAAGGACUGGAGAGGACAGCACCAUCUGUCCAAGACAGCAGACUUAAAAGCCGCCUCUUGGAGCUUUGCAGUAAGGUUCGAAAGGGAGUUCAUCCUGUGGUGUCUGAUGUCCAUGCGGUGAGAACUUUGUUCUCUGGACCACCUUUAGGUAUUGGGAGAAUGUAUGCAGACCAAAUGAGACAACUCAGUCCAUUGCUCUUCCUGACGCCCCGUCUCCCUGCCUUUUGGGUGGGUCGACGCUUGAACAAACACGUCACAGAACUCAUGCAGCUCGACCGCGCCAUUGUUCGAUUAGGUUUGCACCAGUUAAAUGAUGCAGAGCUCCGAGAGGCAUGCUUUGUGAGAGGGUUGAAUCCAGACAUCAGUCCUGGACAGUGCCGAGAAUGGCUUGCACAAUGGUUACAGUUCUCAGCGCACCUCAAAGAAUCAGAGGCGUCUCUCUAUCUGCACAGCAUGGUACUGCUCACUGUAAACUACGCAAAAGAGCCCUCUCAUUAACCUCGGACAACCAGAUGACUACGCUUGCUACAGACUUUACAGAAACAAUUAAAAUGCACCUGAUGGAAAAUCCCACAGGAACAAAAAGACUCUUAUAUGCAAACUGAACAGCACAAUGUUUAUUAUUUAAGUUUCUGCGAUGUAUAUUCAUGAAUAAGGUUAUCAUGCUUUAUAUUCAUUUUAACACAUAUCCAAUUUUGUUUACUUAAGUGUGGGAUAGAUAGAAGGGAUGUGAUCAUUUACAUACAAUUCAACUUUUGCAAUUUCUGAGUGUCUGUUGCAACCACAAAAGUGUGAUAUGUGCCAAACAUAUCAAUUUUGGAACUCAUUGGUAUUACCAUGUGACAUUCAAUGACUUAUUCUACUAAAGAUGGUCCAAAUUGAAGUGCUGUAACUAGUUGUUUUGGGCUCUGAUAGAACUUCUCAUUCCCACAUCCCACCUGACUUUAAAAACACCACAAUCAAACUUGUAGCACCGAUUCUAUUUGUUUGAAGACAUUUGUGACAACAAUCACCUUCCAUGUGAAUACUUUAACUAGGUAGUAGUGAAAAUGUGUAUUCCCUUGUUGUUAUUAACAUAUGCCUGUAAAACAUACUGCAGAUAAGGUAUAUUAUUUUAUUUUAAAUAUACAUAUUUUAAUUAGUACGUUUAUAUUCACAUUUUAUGUAUUUAUUUUUGAGAAUUACAAAAUGUCAAUUCAUGUUCUUUGCUGUGUGGACUGGGCUGAUGGAUAAAUCACUGCAGUCAAGUUG